AUGGCUGUUCAAACUCGUCAUUUUAUACGUAGUCGUAUUCUUGUACGGGUUGAUUUGCUAAAUCGUGACCAUAUUAAUUUAACUGCUGAGCGAAAUUGGACCGUUGCUUGCAUUUAUUCUGAAGUGUGUGAUUAUCUUGGGAUUCCCGAAUCAAAACUUUUUGGCCUUGCAAAGCAUUCAGAAAUUGGAUUCAUGUUUCUUGAUCCUGAUGUUCGAUUAUCCACUUUCGAAAAGAAGAAUUUCCCUACACGUCUGAGCUUCAUUAAUUCCCAUAGCAAGCAUAAGUAUUCAGUGGCUAAAGCUGCCAGCAUCUCCGAAAACGGUGUUGAUGAACCACUUCUUUUUUACUUUCGUGUUCGUUUCUACGUGCCCAAUCAUUGUUUACGGGGAAGACUGGUGCGACACCUUUACUACGAGCAGUUGAAGCUCAAUAGCCAGACGUACAGAUUAUUAUGCAGUGACGAAGUUUACUUUCAACUUGCUGCAUUUUCAAUCAAAAUGGACCUGCUGGCAAAACGUCCUUCCGACUAUAAGUUUGAUGAAAGUAACUUUAAACUGAACAACUAUUUCCCUCGUUCGAUGAUUGACAGUUACGGAAAGGACUACCUCUACGCAAACAUCCCCAACCUCAUCGCGCCCCUUUCCGGCCAGGUUCGUGAGAUCCUCCAGUGGCGUUUUAUACGCCUAGCAUCUGAGUCCUCAUCUAACUUCAACCUACACCUCUAUCGCGUGUCACCUCUUGAUGUCAGUACCUCCAGUUUUAGACUUACCGUGUCUGUGUCCACGUUGAAGCAUUCCAGCCGCCUGAGGCGAUCUCAUAGUGGUCGAUCAAGCCUCAUCCUUCCCUCCGGAAAGGGCUCGUUCUGGUUGGGAAUCGGGCCCAAUGGCUUUGAAUUUCAUGAGGAGGACGACGGUAAACGGAUUGCUCAUGUUAGCAGUCUUCCCUGGAACAAAAUCUACAAAAUCUCGCACAAGAUACCCACGUAUCUUGACCGAAUCAGUUGUGGUUUUUGCCUUUUCUCUGUUCUGAUCAAAGCACCAGAUUUGGAUGUUCAUAUCGCCGUGUUGGUUUGCUUGACCGUACUGACACACACUUCUGAGAAGUCCCAUCGUCUGGGUGCUAUGCGUGAAAGAAUCGCCAACUUCUUGCAUACUGGAAGCCCUUCGUCUGUCACAGCUGAACACACUGCACUGAUUUGA
Mesocestoides corti is the source of this 1200-nucleotide messenger RNA. The record is from the annotation of a GenBank genome assembly. Lineage: Eukaryota; Metazoa; Platyhelminthes; Cestoda; Cyclophyllidea; Mesocestoididae.